Molecule: messenger RNA, 366 nt
Organism: Nematocida parisii ERTm1
Lineage: Eukaryota; Fungi; Microsporidia
Exons: 1
Coding region: 1-366 (121 amino acids)
Source: RefSeq, a predicted model, not a curated record
AUGCCUACUGCAUAUGAAGAGUUCUUAAAGGGGAAUUUUCUGUGCAAUCCGAAGUUCCUUAUACAGUCGUACUUCUUUGAGUAUAUAGACAGUGUGGAGAUGUAUGAAGAGUUUGUAAGAGCGGUGUAUGAAUUAAUUACUGAACAAAUAUCAAACAAAGAUGAGAAGAAGAGUGAGAGUGUAUGUAUGGAGACAGGAAAGAAAGCACAGGAGGUGUUUGACAGUCUAUUCAUUAAACAGGACUCCGCCGAGCUGCCUAGCAAAGUGGAAUAUAUUAAGCAUUUUAGAUUGGUUGAACAUAAAUUGAAUGAUGAACUACAACCGAUGCCAUAUUUUGAGAAAAAAAUAUAUUAUGUUAAUUACUAA